Molecule: messenger RNA, 1187 nt
Organism: Paramormyrops kingsleyae
Lineage: Eukaryota; Metazoa; Chordata; Actinopteri; Osteoglossiformes; Mormyridae
Gene: rnaseh2a
Product: ribonuclease H2, subunit A
Biological process (GO): DNA replication, removal of RNA primer; mismatch repair
Cellular component (GO): ribonuclease H2 complex
Molecular function (GO): RNA-DNA hybrid ribonuclease activity; RNA binding
Source: RefSeq, a predicted model, not a curated record
CAUGGUCGCGCAUGCGUACUCUGACCAAACAAAUGUGCUAGUAAAAGGUCAAAGGGCGACGUGGCUGAGCGCGGGAUUAUCGUCAACACUGGAAAAAUCUCAAAUCAUGGACCUCGGUGACUUUGAGGCGGACAACUCAGUCAGCUGCCGCCUGGCCUCAGCGGUGCCAGAUAUCUGCAAAACGGAAGACUGUUGCCUGGGUAUUGAUGAGGCAGGUCGAGGACCCGUACUUGGACCCAUGGUUUAUGGUAUAUGUUUCUGCCCAAUCAAAAAGAAGGACGAUUUGAAGGCUUUGAAAGUGGCAGAUUCUAAAACUUUAACGGAGGCCGAGCGGGAAAACCUGUUCAGUAAAAUUGACGAGGCAAAAGACUUUGUGGGCUGGGCACUGCAGAUCCUGUCACCCAACACCAUCUCUAACAGCAUGCUGCAGAGGGUGAAGUACAACCUGAACGCACUCUCUCACGACGCCGCCAUUGGUCUGGUGCAGUACGCUUUGGACUGCGGCGUGCAGCUCAAAGAGGUGUUCGUCGACACCGUGGGGCCGGCGGAGAAGUACCAGGAGAAGCUGUCGCAGCUCUUCCCUGGCGUGGAGGUGACGGUGCGCCCCAAAGCGGACUCCCUCUUUCCCAUCGUCAGCGCGGCCAGCAUCUGUGCCAAGGUGGCGAGGGACCACGCUGUGAAGUCCUGGCAAUUUAGGGAGGACCUGGCAGACGUGGACACGGAUUACGGUUCGGGGUACCCCAACGAUCCAAAGACGAAGAGCUGGCUGCAGAAGCACCUGGACCCCGUGUUCGGGUACCCGCAGUUCGUGAGGUUCAGCUGGAGCACAGUGCAGACGCUGCUGGACAGUAAGGCCGUGCCUGUGCACUGGGACGACGAGGAGGAGGACGGCGAGAAGGCCGCCACCAAGCAGAGCUGCGCCUCCAUGCUGUCCUACUUCGGCCGCAGCAAGUCCUCUGGCCGGACGCCCCACCGCUUCUUCGCCGAGAGGAAGCUGGAGACUCUGGAGUCGCUGUGAGCCCUGGGGCCGCCGUCCCAGCAGAAGUGGAAAGACGCCGUGGCUCUCGUUUAUAUAUAGCACGUAUAAACACACACAAGCAUGAAGUCGGUGACUCAGUCGUGAUUAGACCGCUGCUGUGGCUGAGGAGUCUGGCUUUGGUUACCGUGGACUAUAAAUGUUUCCUAUG